Molecule: messenger RNA, 473 nt
Organism: Mycena citricolor
Lineage: Eukaryota; Fungi; Basidiomycota; Agaricomycetes; Agaricales; Mycenaceae
Source: the annotation of a GenBank genome assembly
UCAGAUAUCCACGAGUGGUUCCCGUAUGAGUAAGGUCUGCCACGGGCACAGAUCACCCAGAUCACCCACGCGCGGACACCCGCGGGCCUUGACCCGGGUACGGGUCACCCGUGCGCCUGUACCCGGGCGGGGCUCCGUACAACCAUCAUCCCUGAUUUCAAAGGAUUGGGCGGGUUUGAUCGCAUGGAGCGCCAUGGGUUUGUGUCUACAUUUGAUUACGCAUCUUCCCUCCCUACUCCACUUUCUCAUGGGAAUUUGACCGAAUGCGGACAUGUUGUUUUUGACUUGCCCCCAUAUAUUUGCAUGAGUGGAAUAUGAGUAGGGCUGGGUGAGAAACUAAAUCAGCGGGUUUUUCACAGUUAAGAACAAGCCGGCCUGAAGGGACCGCUUUUUCACGUGGUGAAAUUGUGUUAAAAACUAGCCGAGUGCACCGCGUUUUUUUUUUAGAUAUUUAUGUUAAAAACAUGUUUAAA